Molecule: messenger RNA, 1752 nt
Organism: Propithecus coquereli (Coquerel's sifaka)
Lineage: Eukaryota; Metazoa; Chordata; Mammalia; Primates; Indriidae
Gene: PNPLA1
Product: patatin-like phospholipase domain containing 1
Exons: 8
Coding region: 1-1752 (583 amino acids)
Biological process (GO): lipid homeostasis; triglyceride catabolic process
Cellular component (GO): membrane; lipid droplet; cytoplasm
Molecular function (GO): triacylglycerol lipase activity
Source: RefSeq, a predicted model, not a curated record
AUGGAAGAACAGGUGUUCAAGGGGGACCCGGACACCCCGCAUUCCAUCUCCUUCUCGGGCAGUGGAUUCCUCUCCUUCUACCAGGCGGGGGCCGUGGAUGCCCUGCGGGACCUGGCCCCCCGGAUGCUGGAAACAGCCCAUCGCUUCGCCGGGACGUCGGCAGGUGCCGUGAUUGCGGCCCUGGCCAUCUGCGGGAUUGAAAUGGAUGAGUACCUCAGGGUCCUCAACGUGGGCGUGGCCGAGGUGAAGAAAUCCUUCCUGGGGCCCUUGUCUCCGUCCUGCAAGAUGGUGCAGAUGAUGAGGCAGUUUCUGUACCGGGUCCUGCCGGAGGACUCCUACAAGGCCACCACGGGGAAGCUCCACGUGAGCCUCACCCGCCUCACGGAUGGAGAGAGUGUCGUGGUUUCAGAGUACACGUCCAAGGAAGAGCUCAUUGAGGCCCUGUACUGCAGCUGCUUCGUCCCCGUGUACUGUGGCCUCAUCCCCCCAACCUACCGCGGCGUGAGGUACAUCGACGGGGGCUUCACGGGCAUGCAGCCCUGCUCCUUCUGGACCGACUCCAUCACCAUCUCCACCUUCAGCGGGCAGCAAGACAUCUGCCCCCGGGACUGUCCCGCCAUCUUCAACGACAUCCGCGUGUUCAACUACUCCUUCCAGUUCUCCCUGGAGAACAUCGCCAGGAUAACCUAUGCGUUGUUCCCGCCAGACCUGGUGAUCCUGCACGAUUACUACUACCGAGGCUACGACGACACGGUCUUGUACUUGAGGCGGCUGAAUGCUGCCUACCUUAAUUCUCCCUCCAAGAGAGUGAUUUUCCCCCGGGUGGAAGUGUACUGCCAGAUAGAACUCGCCCUUGGCAAUGAGUGCCCCGAACGCAGUCGACCGAGCCUCCAGACACGGCCGGCCAGUCUGGAAGGAUCCGCACACGUUCACACGCAGUGGGCUCCCAAAGGGGAUGGAAGCGGGGGCCAUGUUCCACCUGAGUCCCCACCUGUGCAGACACCUGCAUCCACAUGUGAGUGGCCCAUGGAGUCACCUGUUUCACCACCUGUCUCUUCAUUUGAGCAGUCACCUGCAUGGCCACUGGCCUCCUCACUGCCACAUUCUCCAGCUGACUGGCCACCCGGCUCACCUGCAGCUAUGCACUCACCUCCUGGCUCACCACUGCCCAUCACGCCACCUGGGUUGUCACCUGUGUCACCUCGGCAGCAGGUACGACCAUCUGCAUCAACACCCGGACCCCCACCCUCCCAGGCAUCCACAUCACCCAGGCCAUCCCUGGGGCCUUCAGCUGUAAGAGCACCUCCAGCGUCACCCGCACAGCCACCUGCGGAGGAACUGGGCCCAGAACAGCCCCAAGAUGCUGCCUACCUUAAUUCUCCCUCCAAGAGAGUGAUUUUCCCCCGGGUGGAAGUGUACUGCCAGAUAGAACUCGCCCUUGGCAAUGAGUGCCCCGAACGCAGUCGACCGAGCCUCCAGACGCGGCCGGCCAGUCUGGAAGGAUCCGCACACGUUCACACGCAGUGGGCUCCCAAAGGGGAUGGAAGCGGGGGCCAUGUUCCACCUGAGUCCCCACCUGUGCAGACACCUGCAUCCACAUGUACGACCAUCUGCAUCAACACCCGGACCCCCACCCUCCCAGGCAUCCACAUCACCCAGGCCAUCCCUGGGGCCUUCAGCUGUAAGAGCACCUCCAGCGUCACCCGCACAGCCACCUGCGGAGGAACUGGGCCCAGAACAGCCCCAAGGUAG